UUACUUGGAGUAAAAGAUCACUGACUUCUACAAUGGAAAAGUCAUGGAUGCUUUGGACCUUUGUUAAAAGAUGGCUACUAGCUUUGGCUUCCUGGUCUUGGAGUCUUUGCCGUAUUUGUCUUUUACCCUUGAUAGUAACUUUUCACUUGUACGGAGGCAUUAUACUACUUAUAUUAAUAUUUGUAUCAAUAGCGGGUAUAUUAUAUAAAUUCCAGGAUGUGCUGCUUUACUUUCCUGAACAGCCCUCUUCAUCACGCCUUUAUGUUCCUAUGCCUACUGGUAUACCACAUGAAAAUAUCUUCAUCAAAACCAAAGAUGGAGUUCUUCUCAAUCUUAUUCUGCUGAGAUACACAGGGGACAAUGCAGCGUAUUCUCCGACCGUCAUUUACUUUCAUGGGAAUGCAGGCAACAUUGGCCACAGGUUGCCAAAUGCUUUGUUAAUGCUGGUAAACUUGAAAGUAAACUUAAUUCUUGUCGAUUAUAGAGGGUAUGGAAAAAGUGAAGGAGAAGCAAGUGAAGAAGGUUUGUACUUAGAUUCUGAGGCUGUGUUAGACUAUGUGAUGACUCGGUCUGAUCUCGAUAAAACAAAAAUUUUUCUUUUUGGCCGUUCCUUGGGGGGAGCAGUAGCUAUUCACUUGGCUUCUGAAAAUUCCCAUAGGAUUUCUGCCAUCAUGGUGGAGAACACCUUUCUUAGCAUCCCAUACAUGGCCAGCACUUUGUUUUCUUUCUUUCCAAUGAGAUAUCUUCCUUUAUGGUGCUACAAAAAUAAGUUUCUGUCCUACAGAAAAAUCUCUCAGUGCAGAAUGCCUUCUCUCUUCAUCUCUGGGUUGUCUGACCAGUUAAUUCCACCAGUUAUGAUGAAGCAACUUUAUGAAUUAUCCCCAGCUCGGACUAAGAGAUUGGCGAUAUUUCCUGAUGGAACUCAUAAUGACACUUGGCAGUGCCAGGGUUAUUUCACUGCACUUGAACAGUUCAUCAAAGAAGUAAUAAAGAGUCACUCCCCUGAAGAAAUGGCGAAAACAUCCUCUAACGUAACGAUAAUAUAAUUGAUAUUCUUCUUUGGGGUGGGGGGAGUACCUGCACUGUACCUUGAUUUGUGAAAAGUGGUAAAAGAAUGUCCAUUUUUAAAUGUAUGUCAUGUCUGUACUUGCCUAAAGAGUGAAAUUAAACUUGGAAAGGUCUGAUGCUUUAUUAAGAUGUUCCAGAUUAACUUUUACAUUUGCAGCAUUGUAAAUGAACCAUUUUAUGUCUUUCUCAUACUUUUUUGGUAUCUCUGUCCAUAUAUUCCAUUUGUUUGAUAUGUACAACGGAUGCUAUUAAAGAAACUUGCUACAAAAGUAGUACAGAAUGUGUUAGUUUAGAAUAACGGGAGGCUCUUCAGUAUUCACUGCUGUAUGUGUGAGCUUUUUGGACAGUCAUGGUUAGCAAAAUGAUUUGUUGCUUCUCUUAGAGUUUAUUUAAAGUGUGCCAUGCAUGAGAUUAAUGUUUUAUUCCUUGAAAUUUUAUAUUAUGCAAGGUGGGAAGCCUUUAAUGUGCUAAAUAAUAUAAAAUAACAUUAAUGGUAGAGUAUACUUGCAAGUAUACUAUCCUGGGUUAUUACUGGGUUUUAUGGUUAUGCAUACAUAUAUAUUUCAAACUGCAA
Molecule: messenger RNA, 1642 nt
Organism: Fulmarus glacialis (Northern fulmar)
Lineage: Eukaryota; Metazoa; Chordata; Aves; Procellariiformes; Procellariidae
Gene: ABHD13
Product: abhydrolase domain containing 13
Exons: 1
Coding region: 33-1046 (337 amino acids)
Cellular component (GO): membrane
Molecular function (GO): palmitoyl-(protein) hydrolase activity
Source: RefSeq, a predicted model, not a curated record